UAACACAAGUAGGGAAAUGUGGCGGGCGUAAAGAACACAACAGCUUGCAAUAUAUAUCCCUUUCAGUGUCGAUCGAAAGACCGUUGGGUUACGAAGCUCAAAUUCCUUUCUCUUGCUUCGAGCAAUGUAGGCUGAUGAAACGAACAGACGGCAAAAACUUUGUAUAACUGUACACAUUAUUCUACAUGGACAAAGACAAGUUCGCUGUGAGCCAUGACCCAUGCUCCUGGUUGGAGAUGCACCAGUUCAUUGGAGACCUGAUGGUGUCUGGGGGGGCUCUGGGGCUAAAAGAUGCCCCACCAGCAGGCUCAGCCCAGCCCAGACAGGUCCAGGCCCAGGCAGAGAGCAUUAGAGAGGCCAGAGACAUCAGUGGACAAGCUCAGCACCAUACCUGCACUUGCCCUGGCUGCCCAUACUCUUCCUCAUUUUCCUCCUUCCAGACCAUAAAGCCCAGAGGCACUGUGUCCUCACAGCCCGAGCCCAGCAGCACCUACAGCCCAGAGCUCAGUCAGCCCCAGAGUCAGGCCAAGGAGACCAGCACCCAGAGCCCAGCCCCUACCACUCUCACUACCCAGGGUACUUCUUCACCAAGCCCCCUGCCCCAAAUCCCCACCUUCCCUUGUUUCUGCUGCCGCCGGGGCUUCCAGACCUGCACCCAGCUACUGCACCACCAACAGGGGGCAGCAGACUUUCCCUUCUCCCAGACACACACCCACUACCACCACUGCCCACUUACCACCUGCCUGCCCCACCACCACUCCCACCAUGGCCUGUCCCCUGGCACCUUCCCCUGCCUGUCCUGCCAGCAUUCCUUCCCCUCCUGCUCCCAGCUCCUCCGCCACCAGCAGGGCCACAAACCCCCCCAGAACCAUGUUGGAGGGGUGACCACAGUGUCCCCCACCCUACACCCAUGCAUGCACUGUCCAGCCUCCUUCCCCCGACCCUCUCAGCUGCUACAGCACCAGCGCACCCAGCACGCUCACAAGGCUGGCGGCUUUCUGUGCACCGAGUGCGGGCGCGCCUUCAACUCCCACUCCAACCUCCGCAUCCACCUCAACGUACACACCGGCGCCCGGCCCUACUCAUGCCCUGACUGCGGCAAGAGUUUCAGCCAGUCGGGAGCGUUGAAGAUCCACCGUCGCAUCCACACUGGGGAGAGACCCUAUACCUGCACCUACUGUGGGAGGGGCUUCCCCCACCUGGCCGGGGUCCGGGCCCACCAAAGGACCCACACAGGUGAGAAGCCCUACCGCUGCACCCAGUGUGGGAAGUGCUUCACCCAGUCGGGGGCACUGAAGAUCCACACUAGGAUCCACACUGGGGAACGGCCGUUUGUGUGCAGCCUCUGUGGGAAGGGCUUCUCCAACCGCUCCGGCAUCCGCUUCCACCAGCGCACUGUCCAUGGGAUGGUGUCGGAUAUGGGAGGGGGUGGAGGAGCCGGUGGGUCCCAUAGGGGGAGCCAGAGUCUAGGCAGCUCAGCUGCUGUGGGACACCCCAGUGCCAAUCCAAACAGGAUAUGCAACAGCCCCCAUACUGACGUGUGCUCUAGCAUUACUCCUGCCCCGACCAAAAUCCUUUCCCCUGGGUCUCUCCUUGCUCCUCCAGGGUCAGGUCUGACUAUAACCUCAGACAAAGAGCCCCAGUUCCAGUCUAGCGGUGUGAAGAUCCCCUCCGGAAGAGCAGAACCAGACAGUAGCAGGGAAGGGAGGGCUCAGCUGUACACCUGUGAGGACUGUGGGCUGCGUUUUGGGGACGCUCCCUCCAGAAACAGACACCAAACUCUGGAGCACUACUCCACAGAAGGGGUAGAGGAGGAUGACCUGGGGGACACUGAGGGGGAGGGAGAGAUGGAAGCUUGAUGCAGUAGAUUGUUGGAUCAAAGGCUAAGGGAGAGGUGAGAACUGGAAUGGGAACAUGGAGAGGUGAGAAGAGGCCAAAAGCUUGAGGCUCAUCGAGGAGGAAAAUGUGUAAAGGCAUGUUGGUGAAGGGAGGGUGAGAAGACAAAGUAAAAAAUUAAGUGUCUAUCAAUAGGAUCUAUGACAUAUUUAAGAUUGAAUUCCACUUUAAAAGAUGCACUCCAGGCCUAAGGAAGUCUUUUGCGAUAGUUUUCACAUUUUGUGAGUCCAAUUUUCUCUUUGUCAAAAAAAGUCAAGUACCGGCCUCCUCUGUACUGCAGCACCAGCUGUGCCACCAGAGACCCUGGGUUCGCGCCCAGGCUCUGUCGUAACCGGCCGCGACCGGGAGGUCCGUUGGGCGAUGCACAAUUGGCCUAGCGUCAUCCGGGUUGUGGAGGGCUUUGCCGGUAGGGAUGUCCUUGUCUCAUCGCCCACCAGCGACUCCUGUGGCGGGUCGGGCGCUGUGCGCUAACCAAGGUCGCCAGGUGCACAGUGUUUCCUCCGACACAUUGGUGCGGCUGACUUCCGGGUUGGAUGCGCACUGUGUUAAGAAGCAGUGCGGCUUGGUUGGGUUGUGUAUCGGAGGACGCAUGACUUUCAACCUUCGUCUCUCCCGAGCCCGUACGGGAGUUGUAGCGAUGAGACAAGAUAGUAGCUACUAAACAAUUGGAUACCCCGAAAUUGGGGAGAAAAAGGGGUAACAAAAGUAAAGUACCAUGAUUAGGCUACUAAAGAUGAUAUUUGAGAGCUUUGGAUUAUUUAUUUAUUUUACUGGUUUAGCAAAAUCCACAGAUAACAUAAUCUCAAAUAUAUGACACUGUAAGACAUUGUCCCAUAGGGCAGCGCACAAUUGUCCAGCGUCGUCCGGGUAAGGGGUUUGGGCGGGGUAAGCCGUAAAUAAGAAUUUGUUCUUAAUUGACUUGCCUAGUUACAUAAAGGUUAAAUAAUACAUAAAAAUUAAGUGCAGAAGCGAGGAUAUGUUGUAUUUAGCAUCAUUAUGUAAUAUAUAUUUUGUAAUAAUAGAAACUGAUAUUGUAUGUCUAUAGGCCCUUAUACUUGUGUAUAUCAGUUUAUCUAUUUAGCUCAUUGUGCCUUGAUCUCAGAUUAGAUCAUUCUAGUACAUAAAAAAUACAUAUAUUUGCAUAAACCACACUGUACUAAACUUCAUGACAACUGAUAUGUUAGUGGUUUAGUGAUUUUUAUUGAGGAUCAAUAUCUUCACUGUUGGAAGAUAUUUCUUAUACAAAGUAUAUUUUUUAUCAGGAUCAUUUCUCAGAGACACGUGGUUUGUUGACCUUUUUCUAUUGCUUCAGAUCUCCACCUAGUGGACAUUUAGAAACAUAGCAGCAGAAACACAGACACUGAAACUAGUCUGUCCACGGAGGUCCGAGUGUCUUCGGGUUUUAGCUGCUCCCUUGUCCUUGAUUUAUGAAUUGCGGUCACUAAUUAGUAAGGAACUCUCCACAUGUGGUUGUCUUGGGCUUAAUUGAAAGGAAAAGACAAAAAUCUGUAGACACUAGGACCUCCAUGGAAUGAGUUUGACACCCUUCUCUAGAUCAGUGGUUCCCAACCAGUGGUACUAGGACCACUGGGAGUACUUGGCCUAUCCACAGGGAGUACUUGAGAAAAUACUGGUAAAAUGCACAUGAGGGGGUAUUUCAGCAGUGGAGGCUGCUGAGGGGAGGAUGGCUCAUGAUAAUGGCCGGAAUGGAGUAAAUGGAAUGGAAUGGAAUCAAACGCAUGAAAACCAUUUGUUUGAUGUAUUUGAUACCAUUCCGCUCCAGCCAUUAUCAUGAGCGUAUCCUACCAAAUGAAGGUGCCACCAACCCCCUGUGCUUCAGGAGUAGUCCAGACCGAGCACAAUUCAGGUGGGGGUCCAGUUACUGAAAAAGGUUGAACUAUUGAUCUAGAUAUCUGUGUUGCCUCCCACUAUUUCAAAUGUUACUGUUGCCUGUGGUCUUUAUUUUCCAGACACUGAAACUAUUGAAACUUCUGUAUGGCCAACUUCCCUUCUUUGGUAUUCUGUAGCCUCUAGGGAAGUUCACAAGUCUGAUUGAGGACUUUUUUACCGAAGAUUGUGUUGGUUUUCUAUGAUUGUGUGUUGAUGUGAAUAUUUGUCUAUAUUGAUGUAUAUAGUGUGUAUGUAUACAGACAGGGCUCAUCUGUAAAAGAGAUGUCUCCCUGUCAAAAUACAUUUUAUAUAUCCAUCUGUUUUUCCAAGUA
Molecule: messenger RNA, 4118 nt
Organism: Oncorhynchus masou masou (cherry salmon)
Lineage: Eukaryota; Metazoa; Chordata; Actinopteri; Salmoniformes; Salmonidae
Product: zinc finger protein 629-like
Exons: 3
Coding region: 186-1859 (557 amino acids)
Biological process (GO): regulation of transcription by RNA polymerase II
Cellular component (GO): chromatin; PcG protein complex; transcription regulator complex
Molecular function (GO): DNA-binding transcription factor activity, RNA polymerase II-specific; RNA polymerase II cis-regulatory region sequence-specific DNA binding
Source: RefSeq, a predicted model, not a curated record